AUGUACUGCAAAUUCAAGCGGAUUGACAAGGGCGAAGUGUUGGCGACCAUGUUUGUUGCAGUUAAUAUUAUUAUCCCUGUCUUGAAGAUAUUGGACGUCGUUGGUCAUGAUGAUAGCCUGUUCGUUGUGAUGUCCCGGAUUCCUAGAACCCCCGCUAGCCUCUCAUUUCGCCACUUAGAUGCGUCAGGUCUCGCGCUCUUCGAGGCAGACCUUCGUAACUGGCUGUUCCAACUUCGGAGCCUCUGUCCCCCAUUCCCGGUAGUCUCGGGUUAUUUGGGAGGACCCUGUUGGCAGUAUCGCGUAUCGGCGGACAAUCCUAUCGGCCCGUUCGCCAGUAUAGAUGCUCUGCACCAAUUUUUACUCAGCCGCGUUUGGGGCGACGAGCGAGAUGAAGUCCUGUCCUUGUCGCGAAAGUCCUACGUGAAACCUCAUCGAAUUUGCCUCACCCACGGUGAACUGCGUCGCGCAAACCUUUUGUUGUCGAACGGCAGGCUGUCUGGUUUAAUUGACUGGGGCGCCGCUGGAUGGUUUCCGGAGUACUGGGAUGCUGUCGGAGGGUGCUAUAUUGCUAUGGGCCGACACCCUUUAGUUCCACAGUAUCAGGACGAGCUGGAGGUCGAGAAUGCCAUAUGGUCCGUCCGUAGUGCACAUCCUCAAAAUGGGUAG
Sparassis crispa is the source of this 666-nucleotide messenger RNA. RefSeq lists its product as hypothetical. Lineage: Eukaryota; Fungi; Basidiomycota; Agaricomycetes; Polyporales; Sparassidaceae. The coding region runs from base 1 to 666 and encodes 221 amino acids. The transcript has a single exon. The record is from RefSeq and is a predicted model, not a curated record.